CUAUUGACAACCUCUCCCUUUCUCAGUCGUCUGACUCGAGCUCUCUCUAGCGCUGCCAGUGGACAAUCAGACCCACACACCCACCUCUGGCUACACUCGCGUUUUUUGAACAUUUCUUAGUUCUGCUCUAAAUUUACACGGCCAGGCGAAGUCUUCUUAGCUCGAAAAAAUCUCGUCGCGACGCCUCGUGGUCCGCUAGAAGACAGAAGAGGAGAGAAGAGAGAGAAAAGACGCCAAAAAAACCCCGAGAUACAACAUGGAGUCCCCUCCAGAUCCAACAAGCGACCCGGGCAACAGCGCCUCAGAGUCGGCUACCCCGGUCAGGGAAACCCCGGUAAACCUGGAGACUCUCCGCAAAGCUGAGCACCAAGCCCCGGUCAGGAGACAGAGCUGCUCCAGCACCAACAGAGGUAUUUCAGUAACAAAGAAGACACACACUUCUCAAAUUGAAAUUAUUCCCUGCAAGAUCUGUGGAGACAAAUCAUCAGGCAUCCAUUACGGUGUGAUAACAUGUGAGGGCUGUAAGGGUUUCUUCAGGAGGAGUCAGCAGAGCAAUGCUGCGUACUCGUGCCCGCGUCAGAAGAACUGCCUGAUUGACCGUACCAGCCGAAACCGCUGCCAGCACUGCAGGCUGCAGAAGUGUCUGGCUGUGGGCAUGUCGCGGGAUGCGGUGAAGUUCGGCCGCAUGUCCAAGAAGCAGCGAGACAGCCUGUAUGCAGAGGUGCAGAAGCACCGGCUUCAGCAGCAGCAGAGGGACCACCAGCAGCAGCCUGGCGAGGCAGAGCCGCUCACCCCCACCUAUGGGCUAUCCGCCAAUGGCCUGACCGAGCUGCACGAUGAGCUUAGUGGCUACAUGGAUGGACACACGCCGGAUGGCACCAAGCCCGACUCUGGCGUCAGCAGCUUCUACCUGGACAUCCAACCCUCACCUGACCAGUCCGGCCUGGACAUCAACGGCAUCAAACCUGAGCCUAUCUGCGACUUCACACCAGGAUCAGGCUUCUUCCCCUACUGCUCCUUCACCAACGGAGAGACCUCCCCCACCGUCUCAAUGGCGGAGCUAGAGCAUCUGGCCCAGAACAUCUCCAAGUCCCACAUGGAGACGUGUCAGUAUCUGAGAGAGGAGCUGCAGCAGAUGACCUGGCAGGCCUUCCUGCAGGAGGAGAUGGAGAGCUACCAGAACAAGCCCAGAGAAGUCAUGUGGCAGUUGUGCGCCAUUAAAAUCACAGAGGCCAUCCAGUAUGUGGUGGAGUUCGCCAAGCGCAUCGACGGCUUCAUGGAGCUCUGUCAGAACGAUCAGAUUGUGCUGCUCAAAGCAGGCUCUUUGGAGGUGGUGUUUGUCAGAAUGUGCCGUGCCUUUGACCCUCAGAACAACACAGUCUAUUUCGAUGGAAAAUAUGCUGGUCCGGAUGUGUUUAAGUCAUUAGGCUGUGACGACUUGAUCAGCUCUGUCUUCGAGUUUGGGAAAAACUUGUGUUCUAUGCACCUGUCUGAGGACGAGCUCGCCCUGUUCUCGGCGUUCGUGUUGAUGUCUGCAGACCGCUCUUGGCUCCAGGAGAAGGUGAAGGUGGAGAAACUUCAGCAGAAGAUCCAACUGGCCCUACAGCAUGUCUUGCAGAAGAACCACAGAGAGGAUGGCAUACUCACAAAGUUGAUAUGCAAAGUGUCGACACUGCGAGCGCUGUGCAGCAGGCAUACAGAGAAGCUGACUGCUUUCAAAGCAAUAUACCCAGACAUUGUGCGCACCCACUUCCCUCCGUUAUACAAGGAGCUGUUUGGAUCGGACUUUGAGCAGUCCAUGCCCGUGGACGGCUAGUGGUCCCUUCGUCCUGCCCUCUGGGGGGCAAAAAACACCGUGGGGAAUGUCGAGCAUGAAUCUGAGACUUUACCAGUGCCCUGCACACACAUACAUACACAUACACACAGACACACACAACACACAGACACACACACACAUACCAGGACAGCGAACCUGCUGCACAUACAACUUUCCCGUUUUUUGUUGUUUUUCCUUUGGGAGGGCGUAAGCCAAAGGAGGCUUUGAUUUGAAGGGGUAAUUUGCAAGGUUUAUUCCCCUCCCUUUUUGACACAUGUGGGAUUGAGGGGGCCCUGGGGAGAGGACGAGAAGAUGAAGACACUCGUUUUCUCUCUCUUUUUCCCUUUCUCUCUCUCUUCACGGCUCAAGCUGAAGCACUCUUGCAUACAACAUCAGAACUGUCACAUGACGAUUCCUAAUGAUCAGCAGAAAUUGUUUCGACCCGUUUCCAAAAGAAGAACCAGCGAUCUAGAGAAUCAUUCUACUCAAUUAGACCACUCAAUUUCAGUAACCAGCAACCAGUUUCUGAUGUCCAGCACGACCUCCAGAUCAGUCUGAUGAAAAUUUUUUUUUUUUUUUUACAAAAAAAGGAUUGUGACCCAUACAGCAUGCGUGUGCCCGGCCGAGCCACCUCUCCUCUUUUAAUAAGACGGCCUCUGCUCAAAUUGCAAACAGGCAGUGAAAAAGAUUAGAAGAGGAGAGGCAGAGGAAUAGAGAGAGACGGGGGGCAGGGAGAGACAGAGAGAAGAAGAGCACGAGAGAGAGAGAGCUCAAGGAAUGUGGAACAGAGCUGUUGGCAUAAGGUGACGUGAAACGGCACCUUUCUAAGGACAAUCGUCAAUAAAAAAAAAAGAAGAAGAAAAAAAAGUAGAAUUCUGGUAAUUCUAGUUUUUAAAAAAAAUGCAAUUACUUUUAGCUGUCGAAGACUCCAUCCACCAUGGUUGCUUAGUGAUAUCAUGUAAGGCCAUCUGCUAUUAAAUCCUUUUCUGGACAGGUGCUUGCAGUUUAACUGAGCACAUCGCCACAAUGCAAGGGUUCAUUCCACCUGUUUUCUAAUGUGCUACAGGGUAUAUGGUCAUAAGUACUUACUAUACAGAAAAAAGUAAUGUUUAUAGAAUCUAUUUUAAAUAACAUGUAUGAUAUUAGUAGCUAGACUAUUCUUAAUUGUUGAAAUUGAUAAGGCACUUUUAUUUGCACCUUUCUUUAAUUUAAGACUUGUAUAUUUACCUAGUGAUGUGUUGCAUGUGCAAAAAGAAAUACAAGUGAAAACCACAGAGUCACAGAGGCUACACAUUGGAAGCUCCUACAGUGCUGAGUGAGAGUGUCAGGUUUCAGGCGGGUGCUGGGUAAAGGCUGACGGAAAGGCACCGAGAGUUGGAAUGCUGGUUUUUGAUCAGUGCUGUGUUUUAGCUUUUACCAACUACAAGAAGUGUUGACACAGUGGAAUCUAAUCCCAGAUCAGCAUGUCUACUUUCGGACAUUUUGAGUUUUUGGCCUUUGUUCUGCCCUGCAAUCACUGCCAGUACUCUUGUUCCAUCCACAAAACCACAUCUUAUUCUAAAGAGGGUUUUCUUGUCAGAACUCCCACCUGGUCUGUAAAUGGAUGAAAUGGUGGGCCUCGUUUAAAAUCAUGACUACCGUUCAUCUUACAGUGAUUAAUACGUACUUGACUGAAUGUUAAGCUUAAUUCUGUCAAGUUUACCAUCCAUAUAAGAAUAAAUAUAAAGUACAUUCUUUAAAAUGAACAAAAACUGUGUACGGAAGGCAGACACAGGAUUUAGACUGGGUUUAGCAGAAAUCUUUGGCCUGCGUCUCCCAGCACAAGUCCGGCACUAGCCAACGGUUCCAUCUAGUGGUGGAGAGCCCACAGCUUGUGCUUACAAAUGGUGCAGAACGCAGCCAAGUUUCCUGUUUAAUUCUGCUCUUAUCUGGUUUUGUGGAUGAGUAUGUAAGAGAUUUGCGUUUGUGUUUAGAGCUUUUUAAAAGCAGCCUCUCUAGAAAAGCCUUUGCCCAGCAGCAGCAAUAGCUUGGAGACAGUUAAGGAAUUAAAAAAGAGAGAGAGAAUGAAAUAUUCAAAGCCUUGUCUGGUAGUAAAAGUUCUAUUUUUGUAAUAUGUACAGUGCAUAAGCUGAUGAAAGAGGGAGAGGGAGAGAAAGAAAGUGAGAUUAUAGAGCACUUAUCCCUGCAAUAAUUAAGAUUCUUGUGUUUUUAAGUUUUGUUGGAAUACAAGACGGUGGUAGUAUUAGUGAUUUUUUUUUUUUCUGAAUACCUAGCUGUUGUGUGUUGAGUGAAUCUAAACCCUUUGAACGUGCCAUAGAGGUUUCUCCUACAUUAAAUAAGUCCACAAAAGAUUGUGUUGUUACAUUCCAGUUAAACUAUGAUGUGACUAUUAUAAUAUCUACAUUUGAUCCAGAAAUACCACUCUGUUAGUCAACAUUUAUCCAGUAUUUCUGCCAAACAGCAAGCUUUUCUAACUUUGUGACACCAAAUCAAUAUUUUGAUUUACUUUUUCUCCCCUCAUUUCUUCAUAGUGUUGUGUGUACAAAUCCGAUUUUCCUCAGGGAAGAGUUGUCCUUCUAACUCUGUUUGACACCAUUUUCAAUUCAUUCACAUAAGAUGUUGAAAAAAAAUAUAUUAGGUUUUUUUUUCUUUGAAAGAUUGUCACUGAGCAGAUUUCUUGGAAUUUCAUUCUAAACACAGUUACUAACAUUUUAGAUCCAGUUUUAUGGCUGUUCCUUGCACAUUGGUCUUGUCUUUCAUUACUUUCCUGUGCCUAUAUUUGAGUGUUCCACAUUUAUCCUAGCCCCAGCUAUGAUUUCCAGGGUCAACAUGGCUUAUUAGCACCAUAUAUUAUACACUAUAGCCAAUGAGAGAAUUACCAUGAAUUCCAUAUGUCAGUAGCCAUGUUUUAUUAUUCAGUGCAAUGUAUUUGAUUGGUGUUACUGCCCAGAUGAUUAAAAAACGCAUAGGAACAUUUGUCAAACUGUGAAUGACAAUCCAACUGGACUUUUUCUUCAAUAUUAUGAAUUGGCAGUGUAUGGAUUUCAAUAUGAAUGCUCAGGGAGAUUGUUUUAGUGAAAUUACUGGGGUAGACCCUGAUUUGUAGCAUAUGUUUGCAUGUUUGCCCUUGUCAAUGUUUAAUUUCAAUUGUUAUAAGCACUUAUCCUGGUCAGUGUGUCUAAGACCUGAAUAAGAGAUAUUACCAGUAAAGAUACAGCAAAGGAAAACAGAUUUCUUCACUCACUUUCAGUUUGUCCAUAAUCAUCACAGCCCUAUUCAUGUGUGUGUGUGUGCAUGUGUGUUUUUUCCAACUUCAAGCUCACAUUUGUUCUUCUUUCUAUAUGACUCACCUAAACAAUAUACGUACAGUAAGUGUACAUUAAGGUUGAUGUAACUUAAUUACAGGCCACUGUCUACUCCAGCAGAACAGGAUCCAAAAUCAUUUAAAAACAAACAAUGAACUACAAUGUCACUACAAUGUUUAUCUUUUUCUGGAUGAGGAUUGUUCUAAUUGUCACUCCUAUUGUAUGAAUCUAUGUGCCAAAUACCUCUUUUACUAUUUGCUCCACUAGCAGAUUCUGCCCACGAGCCAGGAAUUUGUAGUGCGUUUCUAAUACGGGUUUCUACAGGGUAGCCACUGCUGUGGAGUUCCCUCUGAACAAGCUUUGAUACACAGAAGACUGUUGUAGUUCUUCUUUCAGUCCACUUUAUCCAUAUUGAUCUGUCCUAAAGUCAUUUACAAUACCCAGUUGAGACGUGUAAUGAAGUCAAGUUCUACCACAGCAAACAUCAUUGUGUCGGUCUAGUUUGUAUUAGGUAUUAAAAGCAAUACUGGCUGUAAAGUAGAACUUUGGACAAAUUUAUUUUUUCAUUCAAAGUAAAGGUACUAAAUCAUCUCUGGAUGUGAGGUAUUAACAUGUUGAUGUACAGAUACCUACUCUUGUUGUUAAUGAAAGAUCCAUAAAUUGUUUCCAUGUGUAUUGUGGUUUGUAAAACAGCAUCAUUAAUCUGUGGUUUCUACCCUUUGUGUUGAUUUCUGUAAAAAAGCAAUACGAUGCAUCUGAACUUGUGUGUGUGUGUGUGUGUGUUUGUGUGUGUGUGUGUGUGAGUGCGUUUGAUUAAGUCAGACCCCAGACAAGGCUUUAAUACAGUAGAUAAGAAGCAGCAGGGUCAGCUGGUGAAGUAUAUGGUAUAUGGAUAUCUUAGUUUUCCCAGGUUUUGCACAGUUUUAGUAGCACCAAGCUUGAACCCAUCGAUGAGGCUGCACAAGCAUGACACAAUGCUCCUCACUAUUAAUUUCAUUCAUGACUACAUUAUGCAAAUCUGACAUCAAAGGGCCUAUGCAGUCACAAAUAGCAUGGAUGGAGUUUACACUGUACCAUCUUGUUAACUCUGUAAUCCUUAGCGAAGGCACUUAGACUGCCAAAGCCAUUUAACAAUAUUUGAAAGGUUCUGCGAAAAGGAAUUAAAGCAUGACAUCAUGCUUGUGAGGCCGUGUUGAUUUGAGGGUGGAAGUGUUACUGAGAUCUAAACCUUACCAAUCACUUUCAUUGCAUUUUUGAAAUUUGAGUUGUUUUUUUGUUUUUUUUCCCAGUUUUUUUUUCUCUCCCAAAAGCACAGCUGAUACAGUUAUUAAAAGUGAGAUAUGUUUUAGAAUAUAGAAGAAAAAGACAAAAAACAAACAAACAAAAAAACUUUAGCCAUAAUCGAAUGUCAAGCAAUAAUAUAUAUGGUAUAUUAUUAUUCAUCUUUGUGCAUAGGCUUUUUUGACAUCUGCAUGUAAAUACACUUCUUAUUUAUCACGUUUUAUUCCAUUUUAUUUGUUUCUCCCUCCCUCUCUCUCUCUCCUUCUCUCUCUCUCUUCCUCCAGUUUCCAUUUUUGUUGUGUAUAUUUGACUGGUUCUGUUCCCAGGUGGAGAACUAAGAACUUCAUAUGGCCUGUAAACUGUACAGCUUAAUUUCACUCUCUUUCUUGCUCCCUCACCUUUCUGCUUUUAAUUCACAAUAUUUAAUGUUAUUAUUGAUCACAUGUAUAAAGGUAACUUUGUAACUUCUGUCUGUAUAGGUAAGAAGAAAAUACUGCUAUUAAGACCUACUCAGUGCAAAUAUUUAUCUGUUUAUUGAAUACAUCAUGCUGUACAGUAUCUCUGUUUUUAGUAGACUUCUCUCUUUUAGACUUAGUUUGAUAGAGGUAGGGUGUGCUGACAUUUAAUUUUGUGUUAAACUGAUGUGUGGUGCUAGGUAAGUUACUUUUGUGAACAGAAAUUCUCGAUUCAUAGACUAGGCCACUCGAUUAGUCCGUUCAUUUCACUGAGUAUUGAUGCAUUAUUGAUAUUAGGACUUGAUAAAUAAUAAGGAUAAUGGUAAAGAUAACAAUAGUGGUAAAAUUACUUUAAAUACCCGGCAAGUACCUGUAUCAGUGUGCUAGUCUUGGGACGCGGCUCUUGUUUCCUUCUCACUUUAAGAAUAGAAGUAAAAUCAGUAUCAUAUAAUUUAGAUUGCAUUUCUGAUUUGUCGCCAUGAAGAAAAGAUUGUUCAAGCUAAAAAAAAAAAGACAGUAUUGUGUUGAUCUUUUUGAUUGUGAGAACCACUGGCUGGAGUUGUACUAUUCAAAUUUGCAAAUACGAUGCCUACCAGUAUACUUUUCUGAGUAUCCUAUGGUGUAAAGGACUAGUCUGGAUUAUUUAAUGCCUCAUUUUGGUUCCCCCAGUUUUUUAUUUAACCCACACGGCGGUAUGUGAAGCCUGGCUUCAUUCACAUUUAUUUUUCUGCACUAAAGUGUUUCAGCUCAUUGUCAUGAGGAAUUAGCACGCACACUGUGGUUACGUGUUAAAUGUACAAGAAAUUGAAAUUGCCAGUUGCAGGUUUGUUCUACUAGAACGUCUCAUUUUCUCUCUGUAGCAAUUAUGAAGACUGUACUUGCAAUAAUACACAACAAACUACACUGAGUGCCUCUCAGAGGUCCAGGAUGCAGAAAUGAUUUAGCUGUUGCUCUUGUUUUCACCAUUCAGCCAUGUACUCAGAUGAUAAUGUAUUUGCACAUGUAGGUGACUUCUAUCUUGUGUUUUCAAUUUUAUUUUUCAUGCAGUGUCUUUUUAUGUAACUGAUAUUUUCCCUGUUCUCUUCUGUGACUGUGUAAACAUUUUCCUGCCUCUUGUAGUGUCCUGUAUGUUUCAUUUGACAAACUUUCCUGGCGAUGCGCAGUCUGCGUUCUUCCCCCACCCCUUCCUCUUCUGCUGAAUAGCUGACAUUUUUGUAAUGAUGACAUACAUUCUGGUUUAAUCAGUCACAGACUGAUUUUAAUCAUGAAUGAUGAAGUGUUUUAUUGCAGAUCCAGGUUUGGGUAUUUGUAAAGAGAAAAAAAGGAUGGAUAAUAGACAAUCCGCUCUGUUUCCCCUUGUUUUAUGAUGGUUCCGAUUUCUGUUCGUUAUUACAAGCAAAUGACUAAUGCAUUGUAUUUUAAGUAUUCAUAUGUGUAUGUAAAAUAUGCAUAAUACACAUUUGGAUUUCUUUCCUGUUGUCUGUUAAAUGUGAGCUCCAGGGGAGGGUGCUGGGGGUCGGGGUGGGUUUUCCUCAACACAUUGGCAGCAUUAAACUGGGGCGGGGAGGGCAAUGCAGAGGCCGGUUUGUGGUUGUCACAAAUUUUUACGUCACACGUUUGCUACUGAUCUUAAAAUGGGGACAGAUGAUCAUGUACCUUUUUAUCCAGCUCUUUUGAACUCUUUAGGAGGUAGUAUCUUCACAAUAGUAGUUUUGCUCCUUCUCUUCGUCUGAUUCUUAAAUAUGGAAAUAAGUAUUUUGAUUCAUUUUGUAAAUACAGCUGUAAAGAAAAAUAAGAAAUUUAAUGUUGUCUUUUAAAUACUUUUCAUUCUAAUAUGAAUGUUGUUAUAUUGUACUUAGAAACUGUACCUUUAAUAUUACCUUUAUUAAAAGUGCAUUGGACACAUCGAUUUUAGAUGUGCUUUAUGUGCUGUUAUCCCAUAAUAAAAUUUACCGCUUGUAAUGG
This is a messenger RNA of Pygocentrus nattereri (red-bellied piranha), 8822 nucleotides long. RefSeq names its product RAR-related orphan receptor A, paralog a (gene roraa). The record is from RefSeq and is a predicted model, not a curated record. The transcript has 11 exons. The coding region runs from base 257 to 1816 and encodes 519 amino acids. Lineage: Eukaryota; Metazoa; Chordata; Actinopteri; Characiformes; Serrasalmidae. Gene Ontology annotation, cellular component: nucleus. Gene Ontology annotation, molecular function: zinc ion binding; RNA polymerase II cis-regulatory region sequence-specific DNA binding; nuclear receptor activity. Gene Ontology annotation, biological process: regulation of transcription by RNA polymerase II.